AUGCAUCUGGCCACAUGCUCCGACAAGCUUAUCAUCCCCACUGGAUCCAACUUGCGGCUCUGCAGGACCCGCUCUGAUCACAUCACCCACAUCCCAUCCAACUUCUCCAAAGAGGAGAGCAAUGACGAAAGCCAAACUCGUCCCUUGAACCUUCCCAGCUUCCCCAUGAACCUCCUGAAAAGUGUACACCACAUCCGUAAGACGUAAGCCUAUAUAAGAUUUCCCCUCGUAUUGUCUCGCCUUGAAGCUUCCUAAGCCAUGGAGAGUAGCUGUGUCGAAGAGGCAUCGAGCAUCGACUCGGAGAAGCGGCUGCAGGCACCACUGCACGCGGCCGUGGCACUGCAGCGACUGGGCAGUGGCGUGAGCUUGGUGAUUGACCCGGCACCCGAGGGCGGGAUCGAGGCGGAGUCCAGGAAGCUGGCCUCGUACCGGUACAAAGGCGUCGUGCCGCAGCCGAACGGGCGGUGGGGCGCCCAGAUCUACGAGAGGCACCAACGGGUGUGGCUCGGCACCUUCGGCGAUGAGGCGGACGCGGCGCGCGCUUACGACGUCGCUGCGCAACGGUUCCGCGGUCGCGACGCUGUCACCAACUUCAAUCCCCUGUCAGAGUCCGACGACGAGGAGGCCGGCGAGCUCUCCUUCCUCGAGACGCACUCCAAAGCGGAGAUCGUGGACAUGCUGCGCAAGCACACGUACCGCGACGAGCUCCAGCAGAGCAAGCGAAGCUACGAAGCGGGCGGGUUUGCCGGGAAGCGGACGACGCCGGGCUACCUACGGUCGUCUCGCGUGAUCUUGUUCGAUAAGUCGGUCACGCCGAGCGACGUCAGCAAGCUGAACAGGCUGGUGAUACCAAAGCAGCACGCCGAGAAGCAUUUCCCGUUGAAGAGCAGCAGCGGCAUGGCCUGCAAGGGAGUGCUGCUCAACGUCGAGGAUGCCGGCGGCAAGGUGUGGAGGUUUAGGUACUCGUACUGGAGCAGUAGCCAGAGCUACGUGCUGACCAAAGGCUGGAGCCGGUUCGUGAAGGAGAAGAACCUCAAGGCCAGAGAUGUGGUCAGUUUCUGGCGAUCCACCGGGCCGGAGAAGCAGCUCUACAUCGAUUGGAGAACCGAAGCAGUCGCUAGCAAUCGCACGAUGACGCCGGCUAUUAGGCCGCUUCCGGUUGUGAAGCUGUUCGGCGUGAACAUAUCAGAGUUGCCAUCGGUGAGCGGCGGCGACGGGAAGAGAGGAAGAGAAAUGGAGUCAUCUCCAUCACAAUAGUUGUUCACGAAGCAUUUCAUAGAGGCUUUGUAGUGUUCUUCCUUUUUAUCUUUUCUUUCAUGAAACAAAAAAGAGUACAUUAAUUGUGCGAGAGAACUUAGAAUGGAGAAGUUGAAGGUUACUUCUUCUCGAUUAACUUGUUUGUUUCAUUCGUUUGUCUAUUACUUGCGUGGCAUCUCUAAUGUCCA
Molecule: messenger RNA, 1445 nt
Organism: Musa acuminata AAA Group (dessert banana)
Lineage: Eukaryota; Viridiplantae; Streptophyta; Magnoliopsida; Zingiberales; Musaceae
Product: AP2/ERF and B3 domain-containing transcription repressor RAV2-like
Exons: 1
Coding region: 259-1257 (332 amino acids)
Biological process (GO): regulation of DNA-templated transcription
Molecular function (GO): DNA binding; DNA-binding transcription factor activity
Source: RefSeq, a predicted model, not a curated record